UACCCGAUUGUGGUGAGCAACUUAUAACACACUGGUGUGCACAGUGAGGAAUGGGAUCAUGGGCUGCAUGGAAAAGAGCCUCAGGUUUCAGGAAAAGGGUCACCCUGCAAAAGGCAUUGAGUCUUCACAGGAACUGCCUGAACACCUCAGCUUGCACGUUUUCAUUUGCUUGAAUUUAAACUCUUGAUUUAGUAUAGCAAAUACAAAGCCAUAGCUGUUGGACCUGAAGUGAUUUACAACACAAAUAAUAAUCAAAACAAGCUGUUAGUAAUUAAAGUUGCUAGAACAAUCAUCACAAUGAACAACUGUUUCAAGCAACACCAGAUGUGGCCAGGCCCUUCCAUUCCAUGGGCAGCGAGGGCUUUAUUUUUCUACGUCCCGUGGCUCCUUUUUAUAGGCCAGGCGAACAACACACGACGUCUUAGGCCACGGUUAAUGUGUUCUUUUCGUGCCUUCAGUUUUAUUAUACGGCAUCACCCGGCUGGUAAAAAAAACAAAAACAAAAAAACAAAAAAAACCCCAACAACAAAAAAACCCUAACCAAAACAAACGAAAAAAAAAACCAAAAACCCGCGCACGCUCACGGCGACCGAAACGGCCCCAUCUUCCCCGCCCACCCUGCUCCCACCGCCGCCGAGAGGCCGGUGAGGGCCGCGGGGCGGGCGGCAGGCGGCGCUGCGCACGCGGCCUGCCUCCCACCGGUCUUUUUCCGGUCGGUGGCGCCGGCAUUAAACCGCCCCGCCCGCCUACGGCAUGUCCAAGAAAAAGGGUCUGAGUUUUGAAGAGAAGAGGGCCCGCAUGAUGGAGAUCUUUUUUGAAACAAAGGAUGUCUUCCAGUUGAAGGAUCUAGAGAAGAUUGCUCCGAAAGAAAAAGGGAUUACCUCGAUGUCAGUGAAAGAGAUUCUGCAAAGCCUUGUUGAUGAUGGCAUGGUGGACACUGAUAGAAUUGGAACUUCCAAUUAUUUCUGGGCUUUUCCCAGUAAAGCUCUUCAUGCCAGGAAGCGUAAAUUAGAGGAGUUAGAGACUCAGUUUGCUGAAAGCAGUCAGAAAAAAGAGGCUUUACUAAAAAGCAUUGAAAAAUCAAAAAUUGGACGUGAAGAUACUGUGGAACGUGCAGCUCUGCUGAAGGAACUUGCUGCCCUUCGGCAGAAAAAAGAGCAGCUAAAGAAAGAAGUAGAGAAAUACAGGGAAUGUGAUCCAGAUGUGGUUGAAGAGAUGUGCCAAACAAACCAAGUGGCCAAGGAGGCUGCCAACAGAUGGACUGAUAACAUCUUUUUAAUAAAGUCCUGGGCCAAGCGUAAAUUUGGAUUUGAAGAGAGCAGAAUAGAUAAAUGUUUUGGAAUCCCAGAAGAUUUGGAUUACAUUGAUUAGUGUUCAGUUGAUGGCUGACACAGUUGUACAUAGUUCAUUAUAUAUUCAUAGCUGCCAUUAAAAUGUGAAUCCUCUCCUAAGAGGUGACCACCCUUUAA
Cinclus cinclus is the source of this 1469-nucleotide messenger RNA. It is a transcript of the gene MND1, whose product is annotated as meiotic nuclear divisions 1. Gene Ontology annotation, molecular function: double-stranded DNA binding. NCBI's taxonomy places the organism in Eukaryota, Metazoa, Chordata, Aves, Passeriformes, Cinclidae. The record is from RefSeq and is a predicted model, not a curated record. Bases 754 to 1371 code for a protein of 205 amino acids. Gene Ontology annotation, biological process: reciprocal meiotic recombination. The transcript has 8 exons. Gene Ontology annotation, cellular component: nucleus.